AUGGACUCUGCGCUCAAGGCCAAGCUGACUGAGAUCUUGGAUAGUGCGACUCAGAAGGGGCUUUUGAGUUCCAUGGAAGUCGUAUACGCUUUACUCAAGGAACAUGGCUACAUGUACCAGUUACAUGUACAUAGCAAGCUGAUCGGAGUACAUCAGGGCAACCGCGACGGAUUCGGAAUCGACCCUGAGCACUGCCACGCACUUGUGGACCGUUUCCACGACCUUGGAUUUGUGCCUUCUGCUGGAAGAUACAUUGCAGUUGAGAUCCCCAUGGGACCUGAAGGUGAGGUCACUCGAGAGUUCAACAAACAGCUGGCAGCUUCAUCCAAGGAUCUGCUGCCGCCUGUCAAUGACAUCUUGAAGUAUGCCUCAAUCAGCGGAAGCCACAGCAACAUGGUCCUUCGCUUGUGGCACUACAGCUGCAAGCACGGGGAGAACCUUCUCAGCGUUGAUCAGCUACGUGUACACGACCCUGUCUACGCCGCAGCGGUGGAGCAAGGGCUUCAGUGGGAAGUCGUGUCUGCUGAGAUUACCCAGUGUUUUCCGAGCUUCGUUUCUCUAGCACAAUCUGCUCAGAACUCAAUUGCUCAAGUGUGCCAGCAGGAGACAGAGCUUCAGCUUUGCAAGCGCGUGAAGGCCUGCAUUCGAAGCGAUGGCUCAAUCGCGAAAUAUGAAGACAUUGCCCCCAUCAUUUUGAGGUCGCAGCCACCCAACCCGGGCAUUGUACCGUAUCUGCUGAAGUUUAUCAUGCGGUUUGGCUGCGCUGGAGACAUGAUGGAGCUCACCGAAAGCUUUGUGAGAACAAAUGGCGCCUCUGGCAGAUCGUUGGGCAUUGACAUGUGGGAUUGCCUUUCAAUGGAAGUGAAGCACCGCGACCAAGAGCAACUCAUGCUCUGGCGGCAAGCCUUUUUGAAGGCCUUGUUGUGCCACCAUGAGAAGUUGCUUUCCGUCAGUGACCUCCGCAAAAGCUUGAUUUCCAAAGAUAUUCUCCGCAAGAUCUUGACGUUCGAGGACACGCUGGUCAACCUGAAGGCUCAUGGUGCAAAGUUCACGGACUUGACCUCAUACCAGCUGUUGCAAGGCCAUGGCAUCUUUGAAGUGAAAGCUGUGGUUCUGAUCGUAGGCAAGAAGUCGAAGCAACCUCAUGCCCUCUUCUUGAAAGUUGAGACUUUAGAAGAUGCUGCGUUUCAAUGCCAUGAGUAUUGGCAAGGCUUGUCACAAGUCAGG
Messenger RNA from Durusdinium trenchii, 1227 nucleotides. The record is from the annotation of a GenBank genome assembly. Lineage: Eukaryota; Dinophyceae; Suessiales; Symbiodiniaceae.